GGCACUGGCGGGGAGCGGAGCCCCCCCGGCACCCGGCUUUCCCCGGGCACUGCCCGGCGCAGCUUCCCCCUAAGCCCCAGGAGGAGCAGGGUUCCCCCUAAAGGCUGCGCUGGUUUUGUCCCGGAGAAGGAAAACGGGGCCGAGCGGGGCGGCCCCGGACUUUUAUCCUCCUGGGGUGUCCCUCGGUACUUGUGUUCAACUGGCGAGGCUCCGGUCCGGGGCGGACCUGAAUUUUGGCACUUGGCGAAGUGCAGCCUCGGAGUUGGCGUUCCCCAACCGCGCAGGAGGCGCCCCGGUGCGCUCUAUCGCUCUUCAAUUUCGCGAGGAUUGCUCCAUUGGAUUACUCCAUCGGGAGACUACAAGGUAGACCCAGGACCCCUCUCUGCUAGGCUCUUAACAAACACAGGACAGAGCUGGUGGAUGAUUACAGAGGGAUGGUGACUAAAAGGUGCUUUUCCCACAUGAGUGCAAGGAGAGUGGCCGGUUGAAAGAACUGAUUGCUGUGGAGGACAGCAUGACCACCAUGAAAGGAAGCUGCCUCCUUACAGUGCUGUUGGUAGGAUUUGGGGUAUUAGGAAUACUGGAGCCAGCAGCAGAAGAUAUCCACUGCCACAGAGCUGAACACCCAGUGAUUGUGUACAAAGAAAUUGCCCCUUGGUUACAUGUGUUCAGAGCAGAAGAUGCUGUAGACUUCUCACAGCUAACAUUUGACCCGGGACAAAAGGAGCUUAUUGCUGGAGCAAGAAACUACCUCUUCAGGUUGCAGCUUGAGGAUCUCUCUCUAAUUCAGGCAGUGGAAUGGCAAUGUGAUGAAGCUACUAAAAGAGCCUGUUACAGUAAAGGCAAAUCAAAGGAGGAAUGCCAGAACUAUAUUCGAGUGCUUCUUGUUGGAGGCAACCAUCUCUUUACCUGUGGAACCAAUGCAUUCACUCCUAUUUGCACCAAUCGGACGUUAAGUAACUUGACAGAGAUACAUGAUCAAAUCAGUGGCAUGGCUCGUUGUCCUUAUAGUCCCCAGCACAACUCCACAGCUCUUCUCACUUCCAGUGGGGAAUUAUAUGCUGCUACGGCCAUGGAUUUUCCAGGAAGGGAUCCUGCCAUUUAUCGCAGUCUGGGGGCCCUUCCUCCUCUCCGCACUGCCCAGUACAACUCCAAGUGGCUGAAUGAACCAAAUUUUGUGUCAUCUUAUGACAUUGGGAACUUCACCUACUUCUUCUUCCGAGAGAAUGCAGUGGAACAUGACUGUGGGAAAACAGUCUUCUCUCGGGCUGCUAGGGUGUGCAAAAAUGACAUUGGUGGCAAGUUUGUGCUGGAGGAUACCUGGACUACCUUCAUGAAAGCUCGGCUGAACUGCUCUCGUCCUGGAGAAAUUCCAUUUUACUAUAAUGAACUACAGAGCACUUUCUUCCUGCCAGAAUUGGACUUGAUCUAUGGGAUUUUUACCACUAAUGUGAACAGUAUAGCAGCCUCGGCAGUUUGUGUUUUCAACCUGAGUGCCAUAACUCAGGCUUUUAAUGGACCCUUCAAAUACCAGGAAAACUCUCGCUCUGCUUGGCUUCCAUAUCCCAAUCCCAACCCUAAUUUUCAGUGCGGCACCAUGGACCAGGGUUUGUAUGUGAAUCUGACUGAGAGGAAUCUUCAGGAUGCUCAAAAAUUCUUCUUAAUGCAUGAAGUCGUUCAACCAGUUAUUCCAAUUCCUUACUUCAUGGAAGACAAUAGCCGAUUUUCUCAUGUGGUUGUGGAUGUUGUGCAGGGCAAGGACAUGCUCUUCCAUAUCAUCUAUCUUGCCACAGACUAUGGCACUAUUAAGAAAGUACUUGCUCCAAUGAACCAGACUUCAAGCAGCUGCCUGCUUGAGGAAAUUGAACUCCUACCAAAGAGUCAGCGAGAGCCCAUCAGGAGUCUUCAGAUCCUGCAUAGCCAAAGUGUCCUGUUCGUUGGUCUUCAGGAGCAUGUGAUUAAAGUCCCCCUGAAGAGAUGUCUGUUUUACAAAACAUUCAGUGCAUGCAUUGGAUCCCAGGAUCCUUAUUGUGGCUGGGACAUGGUGAUGAAGAAAUGCACAACACUGGAAGAAAGUCUGAGCAUGAGUCAGUGGGAACAAAGCAUUACUGUGUGCCCAACGAGGAAUCUGACAGUGGAUGGACAUUUUGGAACGUGGUCACAGUGGAAACCUUGCAGCCACACAGAUGGUGCCAGUGUUGGAUCCUGCCUCUGCAGGACACGUGUGUGUGACAGUCCAGCUCCUCAGUGUGGAGGGUGGCUGUGUGAAGGACCAACCAUGGAAAUUGCCAACUGUUCCAGAAAUGGAGGCUGGACACCAUGGACUUCUUGGUCACCUUGUAGUACCACUUGUGGAAUAGGCUUUCAAGUACGCCAGCGUUCCUGCAGCAAUCCAACCCCUCGACAUGGAGGACGCGUCUGUGUGGGACAGAAUCGUGAGGAGAGGUACUGCAAUGAGCAUCUGUUGUGCCCCCCUCAUGUGUUUUGGACAGGCUGGGGUCCAUGGGAACGCUGCACUGCUCAGUGUGGAGGAGGGAUUCAGGCUCGGCGUAGGAUAUGUGAAAAUGGUCCUGACUGUCCUGGCUGCAGCGUGGAAUAUCAACCUUGUAACACCAAUGCCUGUCCAGAGUUAAAAAAGACAACUCCUUGGACACCUUGGACUCCAGUCAAUAUUUCAGACAAUGGUGGCCACUAUGAACAACGAUUCCGAUAUACCUGCAAAGCACGCUUGCCUGACCCAAAUUUGCUAGAGGUGGGAAGGCAAAGGAUCGAAAUGCGUUAUUGUUCCAGCGAUGGCACCAGUGGGUGCUCGACAGAUGGAUUAUCAGGGGAUUUCUUGCGUGCUGGAAGGUACUCUGCUCACACCAUCAAUGGUGCCUGGUCACCAUGGUCUCCAUGGUCUCAGUGCAGUCGUGACUGCAGUAGAGGUAUAAGGAAUCGCAAACGAGUCUGCAGCAAUCCUGAGCCCAAGUAUGGCGGUCUUCCUUGCCUUGGUCCAUCUCUAGAGUACCAAGAAUGCAACAUUUUGCCUUGUCCAGUGGAUGGAGGCUGGUCUUGUUGGUCAUCUUGGUCAAAGUGCUCAGCAACUUGUGGCGGAGGGCAUUACAUGAGAACCCGCUCCUGCACAAAUCCAGCGCCAGCAUAUGGAGGAGAUAUCUGCCUUGGACUACACACUGAAGAAGCCCUCUGCAACACACAGCAGUGUCCAGACAGCUGGUCAGAGUGGUCCGAGUGGUCCGAGUGUGACUCAUCUGGUGUCCAGCUCCGUGUUCGUCAGUGCAUUAUUUUGUUUCCUGUGGGCAGCCAGUGCACGGGCAACACCACGGAGAGCCGAGCCUGUACGUUUGACUCCAACUUCAUACCAGAAAUAUCGGUGGCACGAUCCAGCAGCAUAGAAGAAAAACGAUGUGGCGAGUUCAACAUGUUUCACAUGAUCGCGGUGGGAUUAAGUAGCUCAAUACUUGGUUGCCUUCUUACCCUGCUUGUUUACACUUACUGCCAACGAUAUCAACAACAGUCCCAUGAUGCUACUGUCAUCCAUCCAGUGUCACCAGCUCCUCUAAAUACCAGCAUCACCAACCAUAUCAACAAACUGGACAAAUACGAUUCUGUAGAAGCCAUCAAGGCAUUUAACAAAAACAACCUGAUUCUGGAGGAGAGAAACAAAUACUUCAAUCCACAUCUUACUGCAAAGACUUACUCUAAUACCUAUUUUACAGAUUUCAAUAAUUAUGAUGAGUACUAACAGGCUUGUGUAUUUUCUGGCCUCCUGUAACUUCCCAGUCCCCAAGGCCUGUGCUACAUGACUGCUCAUGUGAUUGAAGCUUCAGAGAUGAAGUUCAGAGACAUUUCAAGCACGAUCCAAGCCGUCAAUGUCCCAUUGCUGCCAAAUGCCCAAAACACCUGUUUGUGACAUGAUGUUUUCUUUGUGGAGUGAAAGGUUGGCCUUCGGUGUCGGGUGCAGCUGUAGCCCCUCGGUGUCACUGAACUGCUCAUGAGGAACACAUCGCUUCGCUGUUUCAUAAGCAUUCAGUCAGAUUUCUCUGACAAGGGACUAAGCAAUCCCUGAGCUUU
Messenger RNA from Cygnus olor (mute swan), 4074 nucleotides. RefSeq names its product semaphorin 5A (gene SEMA5A). The coding region runs from base 515 to 3745 and encodes 1076 amino acids. The transcript has 23 exons. Gene Ontology annotation, molecular function: semaphorin receptor binding; chemorepellent activity. Gene Ontology annotation, biological process: axon extension; negative regulation of axon extension involved in axon guidance; axon guidance. NCBI's taxonomy places the organism in Eukaryota, Metazoa, Chordata, Aves, Anseriformes, Anatidae. The record is from RefSeq and is a predicted model, not a curated record.